AUGGAUUUAGAAGCUAUUUAUCAAAAUAUUGAUCGCAGAGAUACUGAGAGCACAACUGGAGCUCAAACUCAGAGUCACAGCCGGGAUGAAGAAAAAGAUCUCAAGCACAGAGGAAGUAGACGUUUGGUGUUGAUCUCAGUGGGUCUCGGGCUCAUUUGUGUUCUUCUGCUGGUCUUCAUCAUACUGCUCAACAUCACCAUCACAGCAGAGAGAGACAUGACAAAGAGUUACAAGAACACAGUUGAAGAGUUCAAUCGAACCAUCAACAGCUUACAGUACAAACACACUGAUCUAACACAGAAGAACCUGGAGCUGGAGACCAAAGUAAAAGAUCUCACUGCUGAGAAAAACCAGUUACAGAGAGAUUUUGAUUCUUUGAAUAAGAAGAACCUGGUGCUGGAGACCCGAGUCAAAGAUCUCACUGCUGAGAAAAGCCAGUUACAGAGAGAUUUGGACUUUUUGAACAAGAAGGGCCUAGUUAAUUUGUUCAUGUCCACUGAGUUGAGCUGGUCUGACAGCAGACAGUACUGCAGGGAUCGUGGAGCUGAUCUGGUCAUUAUCAACACUGAAGAGAAGCAGAGGUUCAUAUCUUCAUUAGUCAGUGAGAGAGUGUGGAUUGGUUUGUCUGACACAGAGAACGAGGGCGUCAUGAAAUGGGUGGAUAAUUCACCACUGAAACAAGGGUUUUGGUUCAAAGAUCAGCCAAACAACUACAAUGGAAAUCAGGACUGUAUUGAACUGAAUUAUGAAAGAGAGAAGCCGGGAUGGUCACCACUGAACAGCUGGAAUGAUUUUUCAUGCUCUGUGAAGAAAAAGGGGAUUUGUGAGAAAUAGGGUUCAUCUCGUCUUUUGGUUUUGCUUUUAUUAUCUAAUAUAAUCAUUCUAAUUGUAAUCACAUAAGUUCUGAUUGAGAUCCCUGCCUUUGAAAUUUGUUAGAAGGAAAAUGUGAAAAUCAAAUUUUCUUAUUGUUAUAAUAAUCUUUGUUUCUCAUGAUGUGAAUUUGGUGAUCUAGGACACAAAACCUCUGAUGUGUUCAUGUUUUGCUGCAUCACAAGCAGCUCUAUAUUAAUAUGAUCUUAGUUCAACUGUUAUCAUGAUCUCAUGUGUUGAUCUUAAGUGUUGAGGAGACAAUCACAGUAAACUACAGAAGUCUAAAGUGUCCAGAUUACUCUUAAUCACCUUCUUACUCUUAUAUUGAGUGUAUGUGUCUUUUGAGUUGAACUGAUUUCUGUUUGAAUACAUUUUUUUAUUUCUAUCAUUACCAGAGUAAACUGUGCAUUUUUGUUUUCAUUUCACACAUCAUUAUUGUGUAUCUGCUUUAUUGCUCUGUUUCCUUCAGUCCAGCAGGGUGCAGCAGAGAGCA
Molecule: messenger RNA, 1363 nt
Organism: Carassius auratus (goldfish)
Lineage: Eukaryota; Metazoa; Chordata; Actinopteri; Cypriniformes; Cyprinidae
Product: C-type lectin domain family 4 member A-like
Exons: 4
Coding region: 1-834 (277 amino acids)
Biological process (GO): biological process involved in interspecies interaction between organisms
Source: RefSeq, a predicted model, not a curated record